UCUCCGCUUCCCUGUAUUGGUUUAAUCCUCGGUUUAAACGUAAAAACAGUUACAUUUUUAAUUAAAAAUUAAAAAAUAUCUUUAAUAAAAUUAUAAUUUAAAAAUAUAAUAAUUUUAGUCAAGAGUUGAAGAAGUGGGGAGUGAGUCACCAAUUUGUUAAAGGGCUUGACCAUUGUUAAGUAUUUUAACAAGUUAUAGUCUUAAUUUUGAAAUGAAGAAGAAUGAUUAAGUUUUAGCAAUUUAUUUACUUUAAUUAAUUCGCCUUUUGACGACGGGGUUAUACUAAAGUUUUUUCUAAAGUGGGACAUUCUUUGUUUUACGAUGAGUUUUACAAGCGACGAAGUUAACUUUUUAGUGUACCGGUAUCUCCAAGAAUCUGGUUUCCAGCAUUCCGCAUACACAUUUGGGAUAGAAUCACAUAUUUCUCAGUCCAACAUAAAUGGAGCCCUUGUUCCUCCGGCAGCACUACUUUCAAUUAUCCAGAAAGGGCUUCAAUAUACCGAAGCGGAGAUCUCAAUCGGGGAGGAUGGUUCAGAACGAAUGAUUGAAUCGCUUUCCCUUAUCGACGCUGUGAUGCCGGAUGUCGUCGCAUCCAGGCAGAAGGAGGCAGAUCGUCAAAAAUCAAAGAAUGAAGAAGGAAACAAUAACAGUGAAGAGAAUGCUGUAAAGCACGCGUCAUAUUCAAAUGUCGGAGGCUCUGAAGGAAAUAAUGAAAUCGACUCGGCCAUUGAAAUUCCUGCGAGUAAAGCAACUGUUCUUAGAGGACAUGAGUCUGAGGUGUUUAUCUGUGCGUGGAAUCCCACAACAGAUUUGUUAGCGUCUGGAUCUGGAGAUUCCACUGCUCGUAUUUGGAACAUGACAGAUAGCUCGGCCGCCACCACUGGAAACCAACUAGUGUUGCGACAUUGCAUUCAAAAGGGUGGAACAGAAGUUCCUUCAAAUAAAGAUGUCACCUCAUUGGAUUGGAAUUGCGAUGGAACCCUCCUCGCGACAGGAUCGUAUGAUGGUUACGCCCGAAUUUGGACGACGGAAGGAAGGCUAGCGUCCACUUUGGGACAACAUAAAGGGCCAAUCUUUGCUUUAAAAUGGAACAAGAGAGGAAACUACAUACUUUCUGCUGGAGUUGAUAAAACAACGAUUAUUUGGGAUGCUGCAUCGGGCCAAUGUACCCAACAGUUUGCUUUCCAUUCUGCUCCAGCUUUAGAUGUGGACUGGCAGUCGAACACGUCAUUCGCGUCGUGUUCUACGGAUCAGUGUAUUCAUGUUUGUAAACUAGGAAUGGAUAAGCCCAUAAAAUCCUUCCAGGGUCAUACGAAUGAAGUUAAUGCGAUCAAGUGGGACCCCCAAGGAAAAUUAUUGGCUUCAUGCUCUGACGAUAUGACAUUAAAGAUUUGGUCAAUGACACAGGAUGGUUGCGUCCAUGAUCUGCAGGCCCAUUCCAAGGAAAUUUAUACUAUUAAAUGGUCACCGACCGGUCCAGGAACAGCAAACCCGAAUAUGAACUUAAUCCUGGCCAGCGCCUCAUUUGAUUCAACCGUUAGAUUAUGGGAUGUCGAGCGUGGCAACUGCAUUCACAAAUUGACCAAGCACACCGAACCGGUGUACUCAGUUGCCUUUUCACCAGACGGGACAUUGCUAGCAUCUGGCAGCUUUGAUAAAUGUGUUCAUAUUUGGAGUACCCAGACUGGACAACUAGUCCACAGUUACAAAGGAACUGGUGGAAUAUUCGAAGUGUGCUGGAAUUCUCGUGGAGAUAAGGUCGGAGCAUCCGCAUCCGAUGGCUCCGUAUUUGUCUUGGACUUGCGAAAAAUCUAAAACAUUUGCAUCAAGUUGACUGUUUUUAUAAAACUUUUUGAAACAUUAAAGUGUAUCCCAUCAUACCACGUAGUGAUCAUCUUUAGCGGAUUAUUCCCCAUUAACUAAAUUACAAACUUGUGGAAAUUCCAAUUCACUUGGUGCAACGUUUUCUAAUUUAAUUGUAUCUUUAGAAUAAUAAUAAUCCUAAUUCAGAAUAGUUUAAAAGUGUUUAGUUAAAUUAAAUCUGAUCGCACCAAAUAACUUGGUGACUAAACUGUUAUAAUACCAUAACUCGUAAAAAUAAGUAAAUUAUGUAAUCAUAUAUGCACGUAUCGUUUUAUGUAUUAUUAAUUAGUUUCGUUUUAAUGCAUCUUAUCAUUUUCAUAUGAACAGUGCACUAAUAUUGUGGCUCCUAAGUUAGAAAAAUAUUGUGAACUAAACUAAUAUAUUAUCCUGAAUGAUACACUUGUGAAAAUAUAAUGAUAGUGACAAUCUUCAAUUAAUUAUCUCUUGCAUUGUUGUGAAUGCCUGAUUUUUCUAAGGGCGACAAUAUUUUAAUUGCGUUAGCACAUAUUUAGAGACUAGAUAUUAUUGCAUAAUAUCCUGCAUAUGUGUGUGUGAGUGUAAGUAAUUUGGGUGAAAUGGUAUGGGUUGAUUUUACUAUUUGAAAUGUCUACUAUUUAACUAAUUAAAUAUAUAAUAAAUGUUCCAAUUUUAAAUAA
Molecule: messenger RNA, 2519 nt
Organism: Folsomia candida
Lineage: Eukaryota; Metazoa; Arthropoda; Collembola; Entomobryomorpha; Isotomidae
Gene: ebi
Product: F-box-like/WD repeat-containing protein TBL1XR1
Exons: 7
Coding region: 322-1815 (497 amino acids)
Biological process (GO): regulation of transcription by RNA polymerase II
Cellular component (GO): histone deacetylase complex
Molecular function (GO): transcription corepressor activity; protein binding
Source: RefSeq, a predicted model, not a curated record